Molecule: messenger RNA, 1550 nt
Organism: Dipodomys spectabilis (banner-tailed kangaroo rat)
Lineage: Eukaryota; Metazoa; Chordata; Mammalia; Rodentia; Heteromyidae
Gene: Znf557
Product: zinc finger protein 557
Exons: 8
Coding region: 327-1535 (402 amino acids)
Biological process (GO): regulation of transcription by RNA polymerase II
Cellular component (GO): nucleus
Molecular function (GO): DNA-binding transcription factor activity, RNA polymerase II-specific; RNA polymerase II transcription regulatory region sequence-specific DNA binding
Source: RefSeq, a predicted model, not a curated record
CCCGCCUACCCUCGAGUCCCCCAACGUCUCCCCGCGACUGACAGCCAGAGCCGGAAGUUGACAGCGGGGAGAGCCGCCCACGGCUGGCAGCGGAAGCGCGGGGCGGUCGGCGGACAGCCCUGUGGCGACCAGAGCGGGUGGACGCGCUGCGAGCCCCGGGUGGACCCGGACGCGGUCAAGGAGCUCAUCAUUCAAGCUCAGAUUUGUGUUGAAGCCAGGGCUCACUGAUCUAAGUUUCAUGUGUCCAGGGGUGUCCCUGGGGGUCCCAGGACGUCUUCCCUCCACCUCUGCCCUGUGGUCAGUAGCUCUGCCAUCGGAGUCGCAAGAUGACAGCUGCAGUCCUGCUCCCAACUUGUGCUCAGCCUCACCUAUACCUGGCCUCUCUCCAGAAAGAAGGCCUGGGGAAGGAGAGGCUGGCCAGCGAGGUCCUCAUGGGCUGGACACGUGACCUUGUGACCUUCAAGGACGUGGCUGUGGAGUUCAGCCAGGAGGAGUGGGCCCUGCUGGACACUUGGCAGAGGACGCUGUACAGUGAGGUGAUGCUGGAGAAUUGCCGCAACCUGGUCUCUCUGGGGUGCCAUGUUGAUGUGCCCAGCCUGGCUGCCCAGUUGGAACUCUGUCCCCAGGUGGGGACAGAGGAGAGUGGAGUUGUCCAAGACACCUGUGCAGAGUUGGAGCAUGCCCUUCAAGCCAAAUGGCUAAGUCCUGAAAAGCAUGUUUUUAGAAGACAGCAGUCUAAACGUGGGAAAACAGACAGCGGCCAUGGCAGGGCGAACGUCAACGAAUGCAGCCAGUGUUUUAAGGUGUUCAGCACCAAGUCCAACCUGACCCAGCACCAGCGGACCCACACGGGCGAGAAGCCGUACGGCUGCACCGAGUGCGGCAAGGCCUUCAGCAGCCGCUCGUACCUGACCAUCCACCGGCGGAUCCACAACGGGGAGAAGCCGUUCGCCUGCCGCCACUGCGGCAAGGCCUUCAGCGACCCGUCGUCGCUGCGGCUGCACGUGCGCAUCCACACCGGGGAGAAGCCCUACGCCUGCGGCCAGUGCUCCCACGUCUUCCGCACCAGCUGCAACCUCAAGAGCCACACGCGCACGCACGGCGGGGAGAGCCACCACGAGUGCCGCCAGUGCGGCAAGGCCUUCAGCACCCGGUCCUCGCUGACCGGCCACCGCAGCGUGCACACCGGCGAGAAGCCCUUCGCCUGCCGCCUCUGCGGCAAAGCCUUCCGCAAGAGCUCGUACCUGACGCAGCACGCGCGCACGCACACUGGGGAGAAGCCCUACGCAUGCGCGCACUGCGGCAAGGCCUUCAGCAGCAGCUUCUCACUGACGGUGCACAAGCGCACGCACACCGGGGAGAAGCCCUACGCAUGCGCCGACUGCGGCAAGGCCUUCAACAACCUCUCGGCGGUCAAGAAGCACGUGCGCACGCACACCGGGGAAAAGCCCUACGCAUGCGCGCACUGCGGCAAGGCCUUCACCAGCAACUCCUACCUCUCUGUGCACCAGCGGCUGCAUAGCCAGUGGACCUGACCCGUCCUCCCCCCC